Helianthus annuus (common sunflower) is the source of this 597-nucleotide messenger RNA. RefSeq lists its product as uncharacterized. NCBI's taxonomy places the organism in Eukaryota, Viridiplantae, Streptophyta, Magnoliopsida, Asterales, Asteraceae. The transcript has a single exon. Bases 1 to 597 code for a protein of 198 amino acids. The record is from RefSeq and is a predicted model, not a curated record.
AUGGCAUCACCUAUUCACCCUGCAACCACAGUCUCUAACAUCAAAACACUUAUUCCUGUUACCCUAGAUAUCGAAUCUGGCCACUAUACAACAUGGUCAGAACUCUUCAAAAUUCAUUGCAAGGCGUACCAGGUGUUCGAUCAUCUUAAACCUAGACCCACUGCCUCCUCAUCAGAUAAAGACAGAGAAACAGCCUCAUCUGAAUCCUGGGAACGGCUGGAUUCAAUCGUUCUACAGUGGAUUUACGGGACUAUCUCUACCGACCUGCUUCACACUAUACUCAAACCUGACACCAAUGCUUAUGAUGCAUGGUCUGCCCUCGCCAAUCUUUUUCAGGACAACAAGGCUACCCGAACAAUUGAUUUUAACAACAAAUUUGCUACAACAAGACUUGAUCAGUUCCCCACUAUGUCUGCUUAUUGUCAAGCAAUGAAGGUUAUCUAUGACCAGCUGCAGAAUGUCGGUUCACCAAUCACAGACGAGCAGCUUGUUCUCCAACUUCUCACGGGUCUCACUGAGCAGUAUGAAGGUAUCGCUAUGAUUAUUCAACAAACUAAACCAUUACCAGAUUUUUAUGAUGCUAGAUCUCGUUUGUGA